GUCAUUCCACGCCAUACAACCGCACACAUUAUACAUAUUAUGGAUUUGUGGAAAGUAAUGAAUCUUUAUUCAUUGUUGAUUGUUAGUCGCGGUUGCAACCUAAAGUGUUUCCAUUGUCUCAGUUUUGCAGACAAAAAGUAUUGUGUGCAAAAUUCUUUAAAUCACAAGUCGCGUCGUUGAGCACUUCAUAUUACAAAUAGUGCAAUUUCAUUGACCACUAAAAGAGGUUAAUGUGAUGAUGGCACAAACAGCACUUACAUAAACUGGAGUGAAAUGCGAUUAGAAUUUCUGAGAUAUUUUGCACAGUUGCGUUUACUUGUGACCAUAUUUAUUAUUAUCUACGUGAACCUAUAACAUUUCUAUUUUAUUAACUAGUGCUUUAGUGCGUCCCAAUUUUUCGGGGCAUUUUAUAUGCUUCAACAACUCAUAAACCCACAACUUUAACAGGUUGACGUGUCGUAGUUGUGUGUAAAAAAUGGGAUAACCAAGACGGAAUCCAUUAAUCAACCAAGUGUAAGAAACCUCAAAACCAAAGUUGAGUUUUUAAAAGACUAUUUGGUGUGCGGAUAUAUCUGCCAAGAAACCAACUAACAUAAAAAAUGGCAGUUUCUAGUGGAAUUACACGAAGGAGUUUUUGCUAUGAAAAUCUUUUACUUCACAUUAGACAAAAAUAAGACCCACGUUAACAUCCCAAACCAUAAAUGUAAACAAAGUGCAUGCAUUUUCCGGUUCAGUUCUAAAAAUGUUGUAGCAUGUCACUUGUACUUCAACUCGGAAAAGUGUUCUGCUAAAAGCUAUGUAAUGAGAUGCUAACCAGCCGAAAGUCAGCCACCGCAGUCUCAAUUAACUGCGCUUCCUAGCUUGAGGAAUAUGUAUAAGUGCAUACAUUGUUUUGCGUGAGAUUUUUCAAAACCAAAUAAAACAUUGAAUAAGUUAUACGACCAUAUUUUCUAUCGUUUUCUUGACAAUAAAUCUGAUGGGCGUGUGUCUUUGUGAAAUGGGAACGAAUUUAUUGUGCGGCCAUGUUUAAUUGUAAUAAGAAAGUGAUAAAAUAAGUUUAAGAGUCGUAAGACUUUUGUGCUAUUUCGUAAUAAUUGCAUAUUGUGUCCAUUUUUGUACUAGUGUUAAGGAUUACUACAAUUACUACCUCGCACCUAUGUACAUAUGUUCGGAAGGGCAAAUUCAUAAAGGCCGGAUAAAAUUCGACCCUCGUCAUCCCGACAGCCAUCAGAGACUGAUUAGAAAGCGUGUAUGCAGUGAAUUCUCUCAUCAAAGACUAAUUCCGUCUGUCUGAUGAACAGGGAUUUGAAUGUACCAUGUUCCCCAAAGAAAUAAACACAAGCACUCGGAGCCAAUUUCCGUAGAAGGCGAAUCUAUUCUAAACGGAGCUGAUAGGCAGUAAGAUCGUCGUAUCCAGUAAAUUUAAACGGAAGUGAAUAUCAGGAGCAAGAGGAGAAAUGAGCGUGAAAGGCGAACCACCCUUGAUUUCCUUGGUAUUAUUACAACUCGUCCUUUUAUUUGGUGGCAUCCAGUCAUCCUCCAUCCAGCAUACCAAUGAGCUGGGGUCAAGUAGAACAAAUGGAGUUCUACCACCACAGACACCUUGUCCUCAAGCUUGUGACUGUUCAGCACCCUCACCUCCGACAUCAGAAGCACCACAGUCUGCACCACCGGCUCUAUUUUCCAUUGUAACCUGCUCCGGACAGAAUAUCACCUCAAUUCCAGAUGGGAUUCCUGUGUCUACAAGGAAGUUAGAUCUCAGUACAAACAACAUCAGUUGGGUGGAUCAUGAAAAACUUGGACCACUGCAGGACCUUCACGAGCUCUCUUUGUCAUCAAACCUGAUUGAGGAACUUGGUGAAAGUUCCUUCUCGUCUCUCAGCAAUUUGAAAGAGCUCACGUUGUCUCGAAAUCAAUUGACAGCGUUUCCGACGACAGCAAUUCCAAAUAAUUUGGAGCUAUUGAAUCUGGAAUAUAACAAAAUCAGUCAACUGGAACGCCACAUUCUUCCUAAAAACUCCAAACUUCACGCAUUGCUUCUGGGUGGCAAUGUAAUCGAGAAAAUUGAUGAUUCGGCAUUUGAUGGGCUCGAACUGCUGCAGUUGCUGGAACUUGAUGGCAACAGGCUAUUGGAAGUCCCGAGAGCACUACGGAAACUGACUGCUCUUCAGGAACUAAGCCUCGCGAAUAACAGAAUAGCUCUGGUUGACAUUCCCUUUCACCAAAUCAUCCCAGGAGUUAAGUUUCUGCUAAUGCGUGGAAAUCCACUCCACAACAUUCUUCCCGACGCAUUCUCCCAUCUCAAGCACCUCAAAAAGUUGAUUCUCUCGGAUGUGAAAAACUUGACGCAAUUCCCAGACCUUAACGGAACCUCUUCCAUUGAAAUUCUACGAAUUGACCGGUGCUCAGUGUACUCCGUGCCAUCGAAUCUCUGUGAGAUUGCACCCAAACUAAAAAGCCUCGACCUAAAGUCAAACAAAUUGCAAAAUAUACCCUCGUUACAAGACUGUAAAGAACUCAGGAUUUUGGAGUUGAGCGUGAAUGAAAUUGAGAAUCUCAAAGACGGAGCCUUCAAAACCCUGUCAGAGUUGCAUGAUCUACACUUGCACCAUAAUCGAAUAAGCAAACUCACAUCUAGCACAUUUGCUGGACUUGUCAACCUACAAAAUCUUGACCUGGCCCACAACAAUAUCAACUUUAUACAUCCGGACACUUUCUUGGCUACACCAAAACUCGAAGAUUUGAAUUUGGGGAACAACUUUUUCCCGGAUAUGCCGACGAAAGGAUUGGAUCGUGUAGUCGAGUUGAAAACAUUCAAUAACCCAAAUCUCAGGGAAUUUCCAGGACCCGAAUCCUUCCCACGGGCGCGGCGUCUGGUCCUCUCAUAUGCAUACCACUGUUGUCAGUUCGUCGCAGACGUAUCCGCCCCCACGAGUUCCAAGUCCUUCUUUGACCAGUCUCCCAUCGAGGAAUCCGUCCUCUACCCCACAGAGGUGGGAUUCAGAAACGCUCUCUCUGAGCUGAACCUCACCGACUCGUGGCAAGGAAUUGUAAAUCUGUCAAACAAGGCAGAGCUGGCGGCUGAUUUUUGGGAAACAUUUGGCACCCCAUUGGCAACUGAUUCCGCCUGGGAGGAAGGAAGUGGGGAUGGUGCCUUGACAAGAGUUAGACAAUUUCGACCGAAAGAUAUUUCCUGCAUUCCUCUCCCAGGUCCAUUUCUGCCAUGCAAGGACCUCUUCGAUUGGUGGACACUGCGAUGCGGAGUGUGGAUAGUAUUUCUUUUAGCUCUCAUGGGGAAUGGCACUGUCGUAUUUGUUCAAAUUUUUGCACGGACAAAAAUGGAUGUCCCCCGAUUUCUUGUUUGCAAUUUGGCCAUUGCAGACUUCUUUAUGGGGAUUUACCUAGGUUUCCUGGCGGUUAUUGAUGCCGCUACUCUAGGAGAAUUUCGGAAAUUUGCUAUUCCUUGGCAGCUGUCAAUACCUUGUCAAGUGGCUGGAUUUCUUGGUGUUUUGAGUUCCGAGCUUGGAGUUUUCACUUUAACUGUCAUUACUCUGGAGCGACAUUAUGUCAUCACUCAUGCCAUGCAUCUCAACAAGAGGUUGUCUCUGAAACAUGCCAGCUACAUUAUGGUCAUUGGUUGGAUAUUUGCCCUUAUAAUGGCUGUUUUGCCACUUUUUGGCGUUUCAGACUACAGAAAAUUUGCAGUUUGCCUACCGUUUGAAACUGGGGAUGGUGUUAGUUUAGGCUAUGUUGUUUUCCUAAUGUUUGCUAAUGGGAUUGCAUUUACGAUUCUAAUGAGCUGUUACGUGAAAAUGUACUGUUCCAUUCGAGGAUCGGCAGCAUGGAAUUCAAACGAAACCCGUAUCGCAAAGAACAUGGCCCUACUGGUCUUUACCGACCUACUUUGUUGGUUUCCAAUCGCGUUUUUCUCUCUCACGGCUGCAUUUGGAUUGCAAUUAGUGUCGUUGGAAGAAGCGAAAGUAUUCACGGUCUUUAUUCUGCCCCUCAACUCUUGCUGCAACCCAUUCCUCUACGCAAUUCUCACCAAGCAAUUCAAGAAAGAUUGUGUCCUCAUUUGCAAGGCGAUCGAAGAAUCUCGAGUUACUCGAGGGAUUGGACGUUGCAGAAAUAGUUCCAACUUUUCAAACAGACAAACCGCACCAAAUACUGGAAGUUUAACGGAUAAAGUGUCCAAGGAUGGCCAACCAUGUAUUUGCCACUCAGGCUUGCACCCAGGAGGAGAUGAUGUGAACGGAAAUGCAAAGUAUCAUCGAUUCAUUCCUGCUCCAGAACAACUUUCUCGACUUGGCCCCUUUGGACGUUUCUUUUCUCGAUACAUUUUGUGCCAAAACAGUAAUAAAGAUUCUAGUCGACAGCGUGAAGAUCCACGCAUGCAAAAUGUACGGCGGUACCUAUACAACACUGCCACAGCUAAUUAUCCUCCUGAUAGUCAAAAGCAUCAACGACAUCCAUCCGUCUCCAGUGAUAACUUCAGCUCUUCCAGAUCUGAUUCAUGGCGAGUUCAGAACCGUUCUUGCGGCCUUCCGUUACGCCUCCUGGAACCUCGUCGCAGAAAUUCUUGGGCCGUCACGCGGAAACCUUCGCAGGAGUCAAAUCUAUCAAGUAGUCGCAAUGAUUCCUCUGCAACUUCCAACAGUACGGCUACAUGGCGUCUUUCGCGUUCAAGUGUUUCAUCCGAUGCAAACAGUCAUUCUGGAGGAGGAAAGUCCUCGUUUAAGAAAAUUCCUCUGAAUUCUGCAGUCAACACAUCCGUACUUCCUGGAGGAGCAAAUCAGAACAGUUGUGUCACAACGACUGCAACCGUUAACAGGCCUAAAAAUUUGCCCACCACAGCGGCAGGCGCUGCCGCCGUGCUUGCCUCAGGACCUUCAGGGACCUCCACACUAACCAACAACAUUUCCCUACAACAACAGCAGCAACAAGGAUCAUCUGUAAAUCCAUCAGUUAAUAAUGAAAGCGACUUUGGAAUCAACAGGUCACACAUGCAGCCGUCUCAAACUCAAGGUAAUCCCAACAUGCAGAGGAGGUCCAGCAACCCAAAAACGGUCACAAUAGCCGAUCCACUGGUAAAACGCAAGGGACAGAAAAAGAAGAAGAAAGGUAGAAAGAAACGUGUUGUGAGGAGGAAACCAGACGCGGAUGUAAUAAUAAUCGAUGAUGAUGAGGCAAGUGCAAAGAUUGCGACAAAUAGGCCUCGACUCGUGAGACAGUCAGCAUUUUUCUCAGAGGAGGUGAUCAUCGAGCCAGAGGUUUGUCCAGUUCAUGGCCCACUCAAUUAUGGAACAUAUGACGAUGAUGAUGAGGAUGAAGAAGCCGUGUCAGAUAUUGAUGAGGGAGACGGCGACGAGGAUGAUGACGAUGACGAGUCGGACGAAGAGGGAGAAUCAGAAGGUGAAAAUUCUAGUCCAACAGAUCCAAUUCUAAAGCCACAGGGAGGAGGUGGACAAAUAGGAAUUGCUCUUGUGAUAGUUCCUCGUCGAUUGAGUACAAUUUCCUCCAGAGACACACUCUCCAUCCGGAGCAGAGAUGAGAGUGAUCAUUUGCUAAAUGAAUGUGGCUUUUCGGGCGGCGGUGGUGGUGUUAGUCCUGGCAGUAAUUUUAAUCCUUCUACCUCGUCCCCCGGUCCAUCUGGCUACGAGUACAGUCCCAACGGUCCAUCCACUUUAUUACUCCCAGCCGGAUUUGGGCGGAGAAAAAUGUCAGAACAACCAAACGUUCAAUUCUUUGUCGUUCCUGCAUCCUCCGGGCUUCUCAGCUCUGCGAAGUGGCAUAGCAUGUCCAGCGUGGAGUCGGGCAAUCAAUCCAAUAAUCAGCAACCUAUACAAGUUGUCCAGGCUGCUCACUUUGUCAGCUCGCCAUCACAGUCUCGGUCGCAAUCUAGGUCCCAAUCCCCACGAGGGCUCAGAGCUAAUAUGAAGCAUGAUGGACAAAAAAUGACCUCAAUGGUGGAGAAUCAACAAGAGGAGGAAAUAGGUCUUUGUUGUGAUGAUAGAGAAGAGACUCCGCCUGGAAGUCGUGAGGAUACUGGUCCCAGCAAUUCUAAUCUACCUGCUAGAAAUUUUGGAUUUAGGGAUCCAAAUGAGCGAAGGGUGUCUUUCCAGCUUCCUACAGUUACGGUGGCCAUGUUGUCAGGGGACGGGCGUGGAGAAAGCGCUACUGUUAAUAAUAGCGGUGACCCAACUCAAUCUUCAGAAGUUUAACCACAUUCUUGGCAAAAAACAAGGAAGUUUUUAUACGUAAAUGUUUAGGGUCAUGCAUACGUAUGUAUGUAAUUGUGUAGCUUCAUAGCUUGUGAACAAUACGUAGCUCUCUAUGCACGCAACAUAAAUGCCAUGAUUAUGCGUAAUAACCAGUACAAUUUAAUUUAUGGAUAUAAUUUCAUGAUUGUUUUCUUAGCAAGCAACACAUAUUUAGAAUAUACUCUUUUAAAUGUACUCUUUUAAAUUGCGUGGUUAUAAUAUUUUGUGUUCAUGACGUGUGAAGCAAUGAAAUACUAAAAGUAUUAAAUAGUUAAUAGAUAUAUUUUAUAGGAUAUCUCAAUCAUACACGUUACCACUUCUCGUUGGGUUGUACCCACACGGAGCAAAUUUUCCAGGUUUAUUUAUUCUUUUUAUUCUACAAGGAAAGAGAAAAUAUUUCACAAAAAUAUUUUCAGCUUCUGAAAAUGUAAUCGCCAUACAACAAACCAGCCAUCCAGUUAUUGUACCUCGGCUUUAAAAAAUCUAAAAAGUAUACAUAAAAAUCGUUGCCCGAAACUCUGUGAUACUAAGUUAGCAUUUGAUAUGUACCCAAACUAAAUAUUGUAAAAUUAUGUAAACUAUUUAUUUCCGAUGUAGUUUAAUUAGCAUUGUUCAAUGCAAAAAUAUGUCUCAAAGAUAAAUAUCAAAGAUUUAAAAAAUAAAACAAAAGCUCUUUUCGUGCCAUAAAGCAAGCGACCUACUAAAUACUAUGAAGUAGAAAUUAAUGCUAAAUGUAUUUAUUUAUGUUGUAUGUAGAAGAUUACUGAAAAUGGUACCUUGUGGAUAUUUUGUACUUGCAUGUGAUACUCAUUGUCAGUAGUGCUUUAAUACUAACUAGUAGACAAUGUUAGUUUUAUUACAAAUAAUGACGUGAUAACACUUGAUGUAUUGAAAUAAAUGCAAUUUAUGAAAUAAAACUUCAAAAGUUCAUGUUUUUC
Folsomia candida is the source of this 7198-nucleotide messenger RNA. RefSeq lists its product as uncharacterized. Gene Ontology annotation, molecular function: G protein-coupled receptor activity; protein-hormone receptor activity; protein binding. The transcript is spliced from 38 exons. Lineage: Eukaryota; Metazoa; Arthropoda; Collembola; Entomobryomorpha; Isotomidae. Gene Ontology annotation, cellular component: membrane. Gene Ontology annotation, biological process: G protein-coupled receptor signaling pathway. The coding region runs from base 1458 to 6221 and encodes 1587 amino acids. The record is from RefSeq and is a predicted model, not a curated record.